ACUAGACAUAUUUGUAAAUCAACUUGAUAUAUAAAUAUAUGUAUAUAAUUAAAUCUAUUCUAACCAAUCAGAAUGCAAAUAAUAAUAAUUUUAAUGUGGUCGAAUCACUUUUAAGAAUUUUAUUAUUUAUAUAUUUAAUUCAUUAUUAAUAAUAAUGAAAAAUUAAAAUAUUCGACAAUACAAAAUUCAUACAAAAAAAAAACACGAUUUUUUUUUCUUGUCGUAACAACAUUAAAAAAAAAUAAAGUUAAGCAACAACUAAAAGAAAAAAAAUAAAACAAAAAAAAAAAUAAAAAUAAGAAAAAAAUUUUAAUGAAAUAAAAUUUUUAAAAAAAAUCAUGUUCAAUUCAAAAGGAUGUUUAAUUCAUCUUACAAAAGAAGAAAUUAUGGUUUAUACAUUUCGUGCAUAUGUAUCACCAAUAUUAGUAAUUAUUGGUAUACCAUCAAAUUUUUUAGUUAUACUUGUAUUUAUUAUUAUUGAAUAUCAAACAAAUUGUCGUUUUAAUUUAUAUGCAAUAUGGAUGGCUAUUGCACAUAAUAUACAAUUAAUUGUAAAUACAUUAAUUGAUGAUUUUUUAGGUCGUGGAUUAAAAUAUGCAACACAAUGUAAAUAUUCAAUACAAGUUGAUAUAGAAUCAUCAUUUCUAUGUAAAAUAUUUACUUAUUUAACUGAUGCAUCAGCAUUAAUUGCUGCAUUUAUAUUAAUGUUAUUUAGUGUUGAUCGUGUUUGUUCAAUUUAUAAACCAAAACAUUUUGAACAAAAUUCACAUGUUAAAUUAGCUCAUAUUAUUAUUAGUUUUGUUAUAAUUAUUUGUUUAAUAUUAAAUAUACCACAUUUAAUAUUUGCUGAUUUAAAAAUUCAUCCAAUAAAUCAUUCCCAUGAAUGUCAAUAUAUUAAUCCUGUUGCUGGUGGUGUAAAAUAUGUUCUUUAUUUAUAUAUAAUUGGUGUAGCUAUACUUCCAGCUAUAUUUAUUUUUAUUACAAAUAUUUUAAUAUUAUAUAAAUUAAGUACAAUAGUAUAUCGAUCAAAAUUAAUUGGUACUAAAAAUGAUGAAUCAAAUAAUGAAAGGGGUAAAGUAAUAGCACAUUUAGCUAUUAGUAUACUAUUUACAAGUUUAUCUAUUCCAUUAGUAGUAAUUAUUAUAUUAAGACAACAAGUAUAUUUUUAUAAAUAUGAUAUAUUAUAUCCAGAAUACACUAAAAAAAUUGUACAAUAUUCAAAAUUAUUUAGUUCCAUUGAUUCAUUUAAUCAUGCAUUUGAUUUUUUCUUAUAUUUAGCAUUUAUGCCAACAUUUCGACAAACAUUAAUGGAUAUAUUUAAAUGUAGAAUAUUUUUACGAAAUAAUCAUUUAAAAAAACAAUAUAAACAAGAUAAUCAUAUUGAUGAACUAUGUGAACAACAAUGUAUACAUCAUUUAGAACAAGAAAUAAAUAAUCCAUUUACUGAUCAAGAGACAAUAUCACUUUAUUCAAAUAAAUUAAUUUGUAUAGAAGAUUUUUAUUUAAAUUCAAAUAAUUUAAAUUAUAGUACAGAUCCUAUACCAUUUAUUGAUCAAUAUGUGAAUUAUUCACCGGAACAUUAUACCAUUAAAAAAAUUAUGACAUAAUGUUAUUUUAGUAUAUAUAUAUAUUUUUUUUUGUUUUUGUAUUGUAAUUCAAUGUUUAACCAACUUUUUAUUUAUUAUUUAUGAUAACAUUAUCAUUACAAUUUAAUUGUCAAGCAUUCUCAUUGAAGAAGAAGAAGAAAAAACAGGUGAUCCAUACAUGUAAAAUUAUAUUGGAUUCAAUAAACAUUCCUUGAUUUUUUUAAUCUAAGAAACAUUGAAUAGAUAUGAUUAAUUGUGUAUUAUAUCAAAUGGGCAUAUAUAAAUGUUUCCUGUCAAAACAAAAAAAAACCAACAAAAAAAAAGAAAAAGAAAUAUGACUUAGUUUCAUUAGUCAUAUAAAUUACACUAUUCUAACGAUGAUAAACCAAUAAACUGUAUAAUGAAAUUGUAAGAAAAACAAUACAUAUAUAUAUCCUAUUUUUUACAUUCCUUUUUAUAGACAACAAUAGAAUAUGAAAGAAAAUCAUUUAUUGAAUUAAAUUAUAUAGAAUUAAUUUAUUAAAUAUCAUUCAUUUGCUUUUGUGAUAAAUGUUGCUAAUUUUAACAAAAUAUAGUUAUAUAUAUAUGUAUACUUGAACAUUGAACAAUAUUUUAAUAGAUGCUUGACAACAAACAUGAAAAGUAAUCAGUUCUAUUUAAAUUAAAUGUUUUAUCAAAAUGUUUCCUCUUUUUUUUUCUUAAUGGUAGGUAGGUAAUGUUAUUAAACUAUAAUAAAGAAAAAGAAAAGAAAAAACAAAGAAAAGUGUAAUACUUUAGUAGUUAUCAUAAAAUAUUUAUGUAUUAGAUUUAAAAACAAAAUUAUCAUAUAAGUAUAUAGAAAAUAAAUUAGUAUUAUAAUAAAUAUAAUUUUUUUUCUUUAUUUGAAAUGUAUCAAUGAUUGAUAAUUAAAUAAGUUUUGAUGAAAAACUAUUUUUUUUUGUGUUUUUUUUCGGUGUACUUUUAAUUGUUUUUUUUUUUAAAAUUAUUUAUUUAUUAAAAAUGCUUGAAUUAUUGAUUAGUGAAUAGUGAUUUAUCGUAAAAUAUCGAUUUUUAUAAAAUUACUAAUUAAAUAUGUUAUAAUAUUAUUAUAAAAAUAAUUGUAAGUAGAAAAAAGUAUUUUAAGUAGUAUGUUUAGCAUGAUGUUUAAAAAAGAUUAUGCGAAUUAAGUGAGAUUUUCAUUUAGGGAUUAAAUUAUAAUACUGUUGUUUAUAUGUUUAAAUUAUGUGAAUUGUCAAGUUUAC
Molecule: messenger RNA, 2827 nt
Organism: Schistosoma spindalis
Lineage: Eukaryota; Metazoa; Platyhelminthes; Trematoda; Strigeidida; Schistosomatidae
Source: the annotation of a GenBank genome assembly